Molecule: messenger RNA, 1324 nt
Organism: Chelmon rostratus (copperband butterflyfish)
Lineage: Eukaryota; Metazoa; Chordata; Actinopteri; Chaetodontiformes; Chaetodontidae
Gene: ccdc43
Product: coiled-coil domain containing 43
Exons: 5
Coding region: 1-648 (215 amino acids)
Source: RefSeq, a predicted model, not a curated record
AUGGCUGCGCCCGUGGCAGACGCCGGCGAGUUCGAAAGCUGGCUAAAUGAUCGUUUAGACUCGUUAGAAGUGGACCGUGAGGUCUAUGGGACGUAUAUCUUAGGGGUCCUACAAGAAGAGGAGAGUGACGAGGAGAAAGAAGAUGCGCUUCAAGGAAUUUUAUCCGCAUUUCUGGAAGAGGACUCUGUGGAAGAUGUCUGCAAACAGAUCAUCAAACAGUGGACAGAGUUUCGCAACCAAUCAGCAGCCAGAAGAGAUGCUGAUGAUGCUGAGGUCCAGGCCAUCGCCAGUAUGAUAGAAAAACAAGCUCAGAUUGUGGUGAAACACAAGGAGGUGUCAGAGGAGUCGAAGAAAAGGAAAGAAGCCCUCCUUGCUCAAUAUGCUAACGUAACAGACGAAGAGGAUGAAGCUGAAGAAGAGGAGCCAACAAGUGGAAAUAGCUUUACUGGAAAUGAAAAAUCCCUGUUUAAAAACACCAACGUGGAAGAGGUGCUGAAUAGACAAAAGCAGAAGCGAGACCAGGCUCGUGAAGACGCUCACAAGAAGAAGGAAAUGGACAAGAUGCAGCGGGAGAAGGACAAACUAGCCAAACAAGACAGAAAAGAGAAGGAGAAGAAGCGUACACAAAAAGGUGAACGCAAAAGAUAAAACCAAGAGACACGACACUUUGUAUGUGAAAACAUUUUGCUACAAGACAAAAAUGAAAAACAACAGCCUUUGCCUCUUUUUAGCUAAGCCCCAUUAUCACCUUCAGUAUGUUAACGUGUCUUCAUCAGACUCUCCUUGUUAAUUACUUUCUACAUUUCUUCAUUUGUAAAGGACAAUGUACUGGAUGUUGUCCAGGUCCAGAAUCCAGUUUUUUUUUUUUUUUCUUAGUGAUCCUGAUAUGAGCAGAUAUAGAAAGAUGUUGUCUAGGAAUAAAGCUGCAAAUCUUUAGAUGAUGACUGUGGUCGAGUCAGUUUCAUGUCAAUCAAAAAGUAUUGACAAUAACAUGUUUCAGCGAGUGUGAAACAUACUUUUAUUAAGUUUUGGCACAUUUGCCCCUGAAACUAUCAUAGCAUACACCUGAGACACAGUUGGAUUGAUCGUGGUGAAAAUGGAGGAAUGCUUAUAAAGCAACUCAGUUUAGUAUCUGCUAUUUCCCUCUGUGCCAAUAUCUCUAAUAUCUAACAGUACUUUAGGUUUUAGUUUUCCUGUCUAUGCAUUUUGUCAGUGAAUAAAAACAAAGGAGCAGUUGCUAUAAUUAUACCUCAAAUAUAUCAUGUACCAUAAUUUGAAUGUUUAUAAUGAGGUUCAUCUUUUUAAAUUAAUAAAAAAAAAGUUU